GAGCGGGGCGGAGCUGGGCAGCGCCGCUGCGGGCGCAGGGUUACCACGAGGCUCCCGCCGGCGCUCCCCGGUCCACCCCGCUCCGCAAGUCGUCGAGGCGGGUGCCCGCGUGGGUGAGCCAGCCCCGGCCGGCCGCAGCCCGCGGCGCUGACCCGGGGAGCCGCACGGGCGAGAUGCCGCCCAGCCUCCGGGCAGCGGAAAGUUUCGCAGCUCGGUGAGCGCGGCGGCAAACUGCCCCCGCCUCCGCCCCCGUCCCCUGGCUGGGCGCCUGGGGCCCGCAGCGCAGCGCAGCGCAGCGCAGCUCCCUCGGGGCCUCCGCCGCUGCACGGCCUGGGGAGGGGGGGGUCGUCUCUGGGGGCGAGGUGCGGGACCGGGGCGCUGUUUGUUCUCCUCCACCCUCCCCGGCUAUAGCCGCAGCAGCCAUGGAGCCCGAGGCGAUUGCGAUCCUCCUCCUGAACCAGAGCGAAGGGCCCCCCCGGGGGGAAUUCAACCUCUCGGGGCUCUCGGAGAAGCCGCAGGACCCCAAGCCCCUCUUCGGCAUCGGCAUCGAGAACUUCCUCACCCUGAUCGUCUUCGGCGUGAUCUUCGCCUUGGGGGUGCUGGGCAACUCGCUGGUGAUCACGGUGCUGGCCAGGAGCAAGCCGGGCAAGCCCCGCAGCACCACCAACAUCUUCAUCCUCAACCUGAGCAUCGCCGACCUGGCCUACCUGCUCUUCUGCAUCCCCUUCCAGUCCACGGUCUACGUGCUGCCCACCUGGGUGCUGGGCGCCUUCAUCUGCAAGUUCAUCCACUACUUCUUCACCGUCUCCAUGCUGGUCAGCAUCUUCACCCUCUCCGCCAUGUCGGUGGACCGCUACGUGGCCAUCGUGCACUCCCGUCGCGCCUCCGCCCUGCGGGUCUCCCGCAACGCGCUGCUGGGCGUGGGGCUCAUCUGGGCGCUUUCCAUCGCCAUGGCCUCGCCCGUCGCGCACCACCAGCGCCUCUUCCACCGGGACGCCAGCAACCAGACCUUCUGCUGGGAGCAGUGGCCCAACCCCCGGCACAAGAAGGUCUACGUGGUCUGCACCUUCGUCUUCGGCUACCUGCUGCCGCUGCUGCUCAUCUCCUUCUGCUACGCCAAGGUCCUUAAUCAUCUGCAUAAAAAGUUGAGAAACAUGUCAAAGAAGUCAGAAGCAUCCAAGAAAAAGACAGCUCAGACUGUGCUAGUGGUGGUGGUGAUUUUUGGCAUAUCUUGGCUGCCACAUCAUGUGAUCCACCUCUGGGCUGAAUUUGGAGUUUUCCCACUGACUCAAGCGUCAUUUCUCUUCAGAGUAACAGCGCACUGCCUGGCUUACAGCAAUUCUUCUGUAAAUCCUAUUAUAUACGCAUUCCUCUCUGAAAAUUUUAGGAAGGCCUACAAACAAGUCUUCAAAUGCCAGAUAGACUAAAAUGGCUGCUAUUCUGAAACCUACAGAUCCUGUUUGGCUGCAGGUCUUGAGGAGUUGCACAUGCACAACCAGAGACCUGAAUUUAAAUACCCACUGACGUCAAAGAAAGGACACCCAUGGACUUCAGUGGGCAUUGGAUUGGGCUGGAUUCUGCCAAUCUUACUUUAGCUGAGAAGUAUUCACUCAUGUGAGUCAUGUGUAUUUUGUCACCAAAUGGUUCCUGUUUACGCUGUUUCACACUAUCUCUCAAAAAGUUUAGAAUUAAAGUGCCCAUUUAAAAUAUUCAAAACUAAUUUUAAUGUGAUACUUUGUUUUAGUACUAGGAGCUAUUCAAGUCCCCUUUAAAAUUGAAUAAGGACAAGAUCAUGCUUUCCAUAUUUGUCUCUGCAGAGUGGAUGGAAGGAUAGGAAAGUCCACUUCAUGGGGCUAUAUUUUGUCAGUGAGAAAGAGGUUGAGGCAAAAUGGCAUAUGGCGAGGUAAAAGCUGUGCAGCUUCUCCUGCUCCUGUGAGAGUGGGUCCCUCCUGCAGCAUUCCAAAGUCCUCUAGAAAGAGGCUUGCUCUUGCAGAUCUCACAUGGAAGGGAGGCUGCUGAUGGUUUCUUGCCAAAUAUUUUCACAGUAUGGAAUUUCUUUUUUCUCGUUUUCUCUUUAAAAAAUAACCUGAAAUUUCAUUAGAAAACUCUGCACUAAGAGAACUUUAAUGUUGCACAAACAAGCACUCAAUUUAAUAAUUUCUGAUUGUUUUAGGGUUUCUCAUUCAACCUUAAAUCUGCAACUUUGCGUGUAUGCAUUAUUAAACCAGGAUUUAUUUACGUGAUCACAUACUCUCUAAAGUAAUACAAUGCAUUAUAAAUUUUUCUACAUGUUAGGUACACAUCUGUAGCAUCUUGUAAAACUACUACGUAUAUGCCAAGCAAUCCAUAAGUUAUAUAUCCGAAAAUCAGAAAGUAAACUAUUCUUAAAUAAUCAUACUACACAAUAAGUGCAACUGCACUACAUUCUAAUAAAAUCUUGCUGGCAUAUCAGUGUCACCUACAUAUUCAGCUACAUUAGCUUCAUAGGCAGUUGCCUCAUCUCCUGAAUUGCACCUGAGGAAUGCAGUCCCCUUUUGGUUAAGAAAGUGGAUAAUACAUGGCUGCUGAUAAAUUAUUAAAAUACAUACUUAUAUUAAAAGUCUAAGUCGAUACAAACAUACUGGACCAUUGACAGUGAAAAUAGUAUAAAUAUUCAAGAAAGAAAUAUGAGAAAAUGCUGUAUCUGUUUAUCUCAAGGAAGAGAAAAAAUGGAAAAUUUUAAUGGCUUAUUUGAGAAAUAAUGUGAGAAGGUAAACAGCAACUGCAUUGGACUGCAUAUGCAAAAGAGGACAGAAUCAAGCUGGUGUGGGAGUCACCCUUAACAUUGCUAUUUCAUGACUUUUGAGUGCUUAACUGUGCCAUUUCAACAUUCUCUUAAUAUAGGGGUUUUUAUUAUGGAAUAUAUUGUGGCUUUGGUAGAUAAGUCAUUUUCAACACAUUAAAAGUGGUUUUCAAGCUAUAAACUAGCUUAAUAAAACAGCUUACUUUUUUGGCAAGAUAAAACAUUUGAGUGAAGUGUUAAAACUCAUGGUCCUACAAAUUUUGAUAGUCAGUGAUUUUGAACUUGUGCAUGUCCUUCCUAACUUUUGAAGCUUAUGGCACUCGUUUUUGUAAAAGAACAUUACUAUCUCCAAGAGAUAAGUAUCAGGUGCACUGUAUUUUAAAAUGUUACAAUAAAGAAAUUUUGUUUUGAAUGCAUAAAUUGUGUGGACAGUGGAGAAAAUCUUUGUACAGUGAUAAUGCUAUGAAUGUUAUUAUUUUAGACUGCAUUAUAUUUGUGGCUGCUGCAUACUUUGGUCUAUUUAUAUUGUGCCUAACAAUAGUUAAUCAUCUUCAGAUAAGAGCAAAGAACAUCUAGCUUAGAGUAUUUGUACUAGUAUUGUGUAUUCAUUACAUACACAAAUUGUGAAAGAGCAGAAAAUUUAAUCUGUAUUUGUGUCAGUGUAUAGUUGACUUAAAGUACCAUGCAGCUGUUCUAAAUGAUAUCUGUAUUCUGCCUUAAUUUUAAAUACAUCUGUACGAUUUAUGUUUCUGCACAUAAUUGUAAGGUACUGAAAUAUUAAAACAGUUUUAGUGUGUUUGUAUAACA
This is a messenger RNA of Dermochelys coriacea (leatherback sea turtle), 3589 nucleotides long. RefSeq names its product galanin receptor 1 (gene GALR1). The record is from RefSeq and is a predicted model, not a curated record. NCBI's taxonomy places the organism in Eukaryota, Metazoa, Chordata, Testudines, Dermochelyidae. Bases 423 to 1427 code for a protein of 334 amino acids. Gene Ontology annotation, biological process: positive regulation of cytosolic calcium ion concentration; neuropeptide signaling pathway; negative regulation of adenylate cyclase activity. Gene Ontology annotation, molecular function: galanin receptor activity. Gene Ontology annotation, cellular component: membrane. The transcript is spliced from 4 exons.